AUGAGCGUAUAAGAAUUCAUUGCCAACAAGAAGAUGUUAGAUGUAGAAUGGAGAUUUUCAAGUUUUAAUCACAAUAUCAUUUUAGUUGCUACAGCCAAUAGUUCUAAGGAAAAUUAUAGUGAUUGCUUCUUAUAACUUAAAAUCAAAACAAUUGAUAAAAACAUGGUAGAAGAAACAACUCAUUUCGAAUUGACAUUAGCAUAAUUUAACGAGCUGUUUACUGAAAUCGAGAAGGUAAAGAAUCUAAUGAGUUUAAUUAAAUGA
Molecule: messenger RNA, 264 nt
Organism: Paramecium octaurelia
Lineage: Eukaryota; Ciliophora; Oligohymenophorea; Peniculida; Parameciidae
Source: the annotation of a GenBank genome assembly